This is a messenger RNA of Lactuca saligna, 960 nucleotides long. The record is from the annotation of a GenBank genome assembly. Lineage: Eukaryota; Viridiplantae; Streptophyta; Magnoliopsida; Asterales; Asteraceae.
AUGGCCUCCAAUUCCAAACUCCGUAAGUAUUUGACAGUUUAUGUACAUUAUAAUGGUUUAUUCGCACCAAAACCAUUACUGUACUUGAACGCGGUUGUUGUUUCAAUCUCUGAUGUCGAUUUUGGUGCAAUGGAUCUCAAAGAGUUUAAGUUGUUCGUUACGAAGAUGAUUGAAGGCAGUUGCGAUAAUGCUAAUAUGGAACUACUAGAAGAUGAUGAAGGGUAUUAUUCUGAGCCAGACGUGGAUGAUGAUAAAGACUCACAACUUUCUGAUGAUAUUCCAUAUGAGCAUAAAGCAGAUGGUUACAUCCCUUCUCUUGACAAGACUGUCGGUGAUGAAUUCUUACACCCGGUGUCAGGUAUUUCUAAGGAUAAAAAUGAUGAGGUUGAAACCAACAAUGGGGAUGACAAACCAGUGUACCCUAUCCAUAAUGAGAAUAAAAAAUGGGACAAAAUGGUGCCAAUUCUAGGUAUAAGAUUCUCUAACCCUAUGAAAUUGAAAUUUUAUUUGACUAACUAUGCAGUGAAGAAUGAGUACAAUCUUUAUUAUGAAAAAAAUGAUAGUCAGAGGAGAUAUGCUUUGGAUGAAAUAGAGGGUAGUUUGAUAGAACAUUAUGGUAAAGUAUGGAGUUAUGGAGAAGAAAUAAUGAGGAUAAAUCUUGGUUCAACAGUAAAGAUAGAUGUGAAUGUCAUGCCUGAUUCAACCACUUACUUUUCUAAAAUGUAUGUUUGUUUUAAGGGUGUGAAGGAUGGUUGGAUUACAGCAUGUAGGAGGGUAAUAGGGGCAUAUGGUUGUUUUUUAAAAGGUAUAUGUAAAGGCCAAUUGUUAGCAGCUAUGGGCAGGGAUGUAAACAACCACAUCUUCCCUAUUGCAUGGGCUAUGGUGGCAGUAGAGAUUAAAGAAACAUGGAAGUGGUUUCUUGACCUCCUACUACUCAACCUAAAGUUGAGGCAGAAAUGA